This is a messenger RNA of Nicotiana attenuata, 1529 nucleotides long. RefSeq lists its product as uncharacterized. Gene Ontology annotation, biological process: recombinational repair. NCBI's taxonomy places the organism in Eukaryota, Viridiplantae, Streptophyta, Magnoliopsida, Solanales, Solanaceae. Bases 61 to 1362 code for a protein of 433 amino acids. The record is from RefSeq and is a predicted model, not a curated record. The transcript is spliced from 7 exons.
UCCAUCCCCCUUAGUCUCUGGCCUCUACUGAUUUUCCCUCCAAAAGCUUGUACUGCAAGGAUGGAGCCAUGGGAAGCAUUGGAUGUAGACGAUUCCGACCUCCAUUCUCUCCUCCGCCCUUGUAAGCGUCUCCACCAUAACUAUAAUCUCUCCACCUCUACUUCAAAUUCUCCGCCGCUUCUGCCGCCGUCUUCUCAAUCUUCCGAAUCCUCACAAUCACAAACUUCUCAACAUCAGUUACAGUCGCCGCCUCAACGCCUCAUUCCCGGACCGGCAGGUUCCGUACAAGCUGCAAUGAUUCAACGAACUUACGAUCGUCAAUCUCAUAGUCUCAUGACCUCUCAAGGUGACAAUCUGAUACCUACGCAAGAGUACAUUAGGAGAGCCGUCGAAAAUUCUUCCGACUUCGACUAUGAUUUCCAAUCCAAUCUAUGGAAUGAUGUCCUUAAAUUUGUUGGUACGAAGAACGGAAUUCCUUGUACGCCUUUGAGCUCUGUCAAUAAAUGCCUAAAAGCUUCUAGGGUUGAUCAGGUUGUGGCGGUUGUUAAGUCUUGUACACAUAAUGGCCUUGGCGGUCUGAUGGUGACUUUGAAGGAUCAUACAGGUUCAAUUGGUGCUAGCAUUCAUCACAAAGUACUUAGCGAGAGUCGGUAUGGAAAGGCCAUUUGCAUUGGCUCAGUUUUGAUACUACAAAAGGUUGCUGUGUUUUCCCCUUCAACUUCAAGUUCAUCGUAUUAUCUUAACAUAACACUCGGGAAUCUGACAGAGGUUUUCUGCAAGGAAAGACCCCCUCCAUCAAUGCACAGCAAAGCAGCAUAUGAAGUCAACCAUAGUGAUCCUGAAAUUGCAGCUUCAGCCUCUGCUAGAAAAGCUUGUGCACUGCAGAAGAUUUCCAUCCCACAUAAAGAAACAAUUGAAGAAAUCAUAGAUGAUAGGACCACAGAAUGCAUGUCUGCAGGUGGAAGUUUGCAUAAGGAGAUUCAAAUAGACAAGGAAAAUCUAGUUCCAAGUAGUUACAUUUGCAACAAAAUUAGAGCCUUUAAGGAGACAUCCAUUGUAGACAAAGAAUGUCACAAUCAGAUACAAAGUGCUGCCAAAGAAUUUGAAGGAACAGACAGAAACAGAGGGAUUCUCCACAAAAACAAUAAUCAGCAAAUGGGAGAGAAUUUUCCGGGUUCCCUCUCGCCGGGGAACAAAAGAGCUGGUUCAAUAAAGAACCGCUUUGAUCCAGAAAUUCAGAUAGUUGAUGAAGUUAAGGAUUACAAACAGCCAAUUGUGUCGAAGGUGUCACAGCUUCAGUGGACAGAUGAACAGCUUGACGAACUGUUUGCCAGCGAGGAUGAUGAAUGUUCCUUACUCUAAAUUUUUUUGUUCACUUUGGUUUAGUUUCCAGUUAACGCUGAAAGAAAUCCCUUAUAUUCGUGUAAAGUGUGAUCAAAUCCUUUCUACUUUGAUAUCCCUAUUCCUGCAUCAUUUUAAUCACCAGUUUUCAAGCUUUCUGGAAUGUGUAAUAAAGUCCUUUUAUACUA